Molecule: messenger RNA, 5203 nt
Organism: Myotis davidii
Lineage: Eukaryota; Metazoa; Chordata; Mammalia; Chiroptera; Vespertilionidae
Exons: 4
Coding region: 290-817 (175 amino acids)
Source: RefSeq, a predicted model, not a curated record
UCUCAUAGAGGUUGGAGAGGCUCAGACAACUCCUUUGGAAAGCCAGGCAGGCAAAGCAGGAGUAGCGGCCGCCUAGGGCCUGAGCAGCCGGCUCUUUGAAGCCUGGAAAAUCUCAGCAGCUUCAGCCCGAGGCUUCCAAGGACCCCGCAGCAACCCAGGUCCAUCCUCAGCCCCCGGAGCUGGCAGCCUGGGCAGAACCUGCAAAGGCCACAGGGCACCCCGCACCUCCUGACAGGCGGUAUCUUUAUUCCUUUCAGGAGAGGGCACUGGCGGGAGCCACCCCUACACAAUGGAGGAGCAAGCACCCCAGAGGGGACCCUGGAAACGGAACUCCUCCCAGGAGCUUCCCGACAGAAGACAGAGGUUCCCCCAGGCUCCGCGACAUUUCCUGAAGACAGUGGGGAGCAGGAAGGAGAAACGGCUCAUCCUUGGAGCAACCCCCCAGACCGCCAAGGGCCAGUACCAGGCACUCCUCCAGGGCAAGGAUGACAUCAAGUUCAGUCCCGUCGCCCUGGAAGAUGGACUCGGUUUGCCGGAUGGACAGGGAACUGGAAAUCAGUGCAGUUCCACCGAGAUGCAAAUGGCCCUGACAGCAGAGAGAAUGAGAUUGAGGAACACGAUGCAGCCAUUCAGCCGAUGCUGUGGGGUCUCCACUGCUCUCCGUGGUGAGUAUGGUAGGCAGGGUGAGUACAGUAGGCAGGGUCCCUUCCGUCACGGAGGGCUGCAGCCCAUGCGUGCAGGUGGUCUUAAACGAGACUGUGGCAAAGGAUUAGGAAAAGGGCACAGGAUGUUUGAGGACAUGCCCCGGGUAUCCUGAUGUCUGAGAAAGGCAGGGAGCGCGUCCCUGAAGAAGUGGCCGUUUGAGUAGACACCAAGCCCAUAAAGAGCAGAUGGGCAGGGGAGUGGCAUGGCAGCUGGGAGCCUGAGGUGGUGGGUGCAGGGCUCCCUGGAGGAGAGGCCCGAGAGGAAGAUGGGGCGGGCGCCCUAGCCUUUGGUGAAGGUUUCGGGAUCUAGCCGGAGGGCAGUGGGAGCCCUUUCAGGAUUUAAGGAGGAGAGAUAGGACCAUGUUUGUAUUUGGAGAAAUCACUCUGGGUGGAUGGCAGGGAAGGGUGGGUGGGAAGUCUGGGGGUUGGGGGUAGCAGCAGGGAGAGCAGGCAGGGGCCAUGGCAGGUGUUGGGUGGUAUGAAAUGUCAGAUUCCAGGGCUGUGCUGUUUGGCUGGGACACACCGAGCACAAAGGGGGGGCAUGGGGUCAACAUAUUGGGAGACUCCAUUUAUUGAAAUGUCUAGAAUAGGCAGGUCUAGAAAGACAGAAGGUGGUCUGCCCAGGGCUGGGGCGGAUGGGGAUGGGAGGGGCUGCGUGGUAAGAGGUUUCUUUUUGGAGGGAUGAAAUAUCCUCAAAUUGAUUGUGGCGAUGGUUGUGCAACUUUGUGGAUGUAUUAACCCAUUUCAUUGUACACUUUAAAGGGGAGAGAGGUCCUCGUUGCCAUAAAGCUCUUUAAAAAGAUAAAUAAAUAAAAGGAAAGUUGAGAUUUGAUCCCAGAGGGUUCGAAUGCCAGGCCAAGAAGAGGUGGGGUACAGUCGCCUGAGGGGCGGAGCUGGUGGAGCAGAGGCCCCCUCCCGGCCUCCCUGCCCGCGGCCUCCCUGCGCAGGCCGGCCUGUCUCCCAGCCUGAGGUGCAGUGCUGCAUCUCUGGUCAGUUGGGAGUCUGAGAUGAAGCACUGUAGCUCAGGAAGGGAGAAGUUGUUCUGCGGACACCUGCCAGAAGUGGUAAGUGCUGGUGUUGGGGGCACCAAGGAAGGGCAGGAACACUUCCGGUCUCCAGACUGUCAGCGGCUUGUGCUGAGGAAGUUUCUGGACCCAAGUCUCACCCAUGCCACCAUCUGCUUCACGAUUCUGGGCAAGUCCUGGCUGCUCUGAGCCCCACAGUCUGUCCAUUGUAAGAUGAGCUUUUAGUGUGGCCAUUACCCUGCACCCUGACUCUGCUUUUUCUGAGCUGUGGUGGGCCCCGCUAAUCUGUCAAGGUGUCCAUUCUUGAAGCGCUCAGAUGCAGCUUCAGAAUCCCUCUCAACACUAAGUCCCAUCAGGGAUUCAGAGUGAAACCCAUCCAUCGUUUGUGGGUUCGACAGAAUCUUUCAGUCCUCAAGGUGAAGUCCUGAGCUUUGAGCCAGGCUCUUCUCUCUUGGAGCUGCUAACCUUGCCCCAGGCUGUUGACUAAAACCAAUCCAAACAUCUCACAAAUGCCUGCCGGCUCCUAGGGGCUUCAGACAAGCAAGGAACAGCAGAGGAAAAUCACUGGGCUAAGCACAAUGUUAUUUACCCUUCCAAUAAGCUUGGGAGGUGGGUACUGUUAUUGGCCCAUUUUACAGAUGAGAAAACUAAGGCUCUACUUAACUAAUUUGCCCAAGGUCACACCUUGAUAGUGUUGAGCCAGGGUUGUAGCCUAAUCUGUCUGCUUUAAGAUCUGUAUUGUUACCCAGUGCAGGUGACAUUGAAACCUGGGGACCAGGGACCUGAAGGUGAACAUAAUAAACUCUGCUCUGGCCUUCUCCUUACAUCUUGGGUCACUUUUAGCAAAGACAGACCCAGACACUUUCCAUCAAUCCUAGCAAUUCCCUUCUUCCUAGCCUCCACCCCCUAAAUUAUAUUUAUGUCACCUAAUCCGGUAGGUCCUCUACUAUCCCAUUUUACAGCUGAGGAAAGCCGAGGUUAAGUGACUUGCUGGAGGUCACCAUGGAGGAAGUUGCCAGAGACCAGGGACCGGAUCUGCCCGUUUGGUUUAGUUUAGAGUAAAACCCUCCCCCUGGCUGGAGUCUCAGGAAUGCACACAACUCAUGGCUGUCCUGGGGAGUGGGGCCAGCUUGCUGGAUGGAUGCUGGUCAAGAACAUGGCCUUUGACCUCAGGGAAAGUACUUUCCAGGCCACUUGAAGUUCCAGUCACUACGCCUCCUGGAGCCACAUCCUGCGAUACAUGGUGCGCCCACACUGGCUUCUGCAGAUCGGCUGGAUGCAGAAGAAACUCCAGGUGGCCCCGUAGGGAUGUGGCGGGGCCUUGGUGCUGAAGGCUGCACUCUCACCUUGUCCUCACGGUCCAGUUUUCCCAGGAAUCCCUUAGAUGCUAAGAUGGGGAUUCCUGGAAAUACUGUUCUUGAGGUCAUGGCUUAACAGCUGGAUUCGCCUCCUUCCCAUCCCAGAGUUGCCCCCGGGGGCCUCGGCUGCAGCACGGCAUGCGGGUCAAGUGGAGGCCUGCACUGGAGGUAAGAGGGCUCGCGGCUGUGUUCUUGACCUUUAAGUUGCUUUUCUUUCCAUUUGGUCCAUUUCACAACAUCCCUUUGAGGCUGAGUGUGGGAACUUCACCACUGAGGCACUCUUGGGAAAUUCCUGCAGGCACUCAGCUGAGCAGUGGUGGAGCCGGGACACCGUAAGGCACCAGUUUCUUCCCGUCUCCACCCACCCUAGCCCCACUUCCCAGCAUGCCGAUGGUAGGGACACAGUAUCGUAUCCACUUAUUGAUAAACUAAUAAAUGCACAUCAAUUUAUUUGUAAAGUUUAUAAAAGCCAGUCAGGUAAACUAGCAACCAUGAGUCUUAGAUCACUUUGGAAUGCAGCUAUAAAAAAAGGAAAAUUUUUUCCAAGGUAGAGAAGACAAACAAAGCCCAGAGCACCCUCUUGUGGUGAUGCCUGCCUCUACCCACUCCCGGAAUACUGGGGUUCUGCGCGCGCGCGCACACAACCACUCACACAGGCACGCACAUGCUGAGACUCUGCCCCACUAACCAGUGACCUGAGACUCCGCCCCACUAACCAGUGACCACCGUGGCCCCAUCAAUCAUCUCAUUACCGAGGAUGCUUCCAUCAGCAGUGCACUUUUACCUCCAUACCCUGGCUUCUCCUUCCAAGCUCCCUAAAGGUCAUGGAACUAGUGAGGCUCAGAGAGGUGCAGUGACCAGCCCAAGGUUGCCCAGAUAACAAAAGGCAGAGCCAGGAAUUGAUUCCAAGUGCAGUAGCCUAUGGCAGUUCCUUAGCCAAAAGCAAAAACUACAAGACACAAAAAAAAGACUUUGUGAAUAGACAUAUGGUAUGCUAAAGACUGAAUGCCAAAGACUGGAAGUGGUCCAGGCACGAACAUAGAACUUUUCGCAAACCCUUCCCGGUGCUUGUCAUGGGGUUGGUAGAGACAGUAGGUUCUACGGCCCCAGAAUCCUCAAGUCUGGGGUCUGAUCCCCGUCUUCCCAGGGAUCAGGCGGCUUCCACAUGUGUCACAGGCUGUCAUUCUAACAGGCCUCACCGAAGGCAUGUCUGAAGUAUGAGACCCCUUUUCCCUCAAAUACCAAGGCCCUGCCACACCCCUACGGGACCACCUGAGUUUCUUCUGCAUUCAGCCUGAAACAAGAGAAAUUUAUUCUCCCAAAGUUCCGGAGACCAGAAGUCCAAGAUCAAGGUGCUGGCAGGGCCAGGCUCCUUCUGAGGGCACAAGGGAGCGUCUGUGCCUCGCCCCUUCCAUCUUCUGGCGCCUCCCAGCAUUCCUUGGCUGGCAGCUGCCAUGUUUAAGAAUGAUAUUUUAAAUAUCUGCCUGUGUCACUCACUAUAAAUAUUUUAAAAUAUUUUUUAAAAUAUUGAUUUUUUUAAAGCUAUACCUGGCUUCAGUCCUGGCUCUUACCUGGACUGAAGGUGAGAUGUACAAUCCUGACCAGGAACAAUGGGUUGCUAUGAAGUGAGUGGACAUGCGUGACUUCAGCUGUCCUAUCAGGGCUGGCCUGACCAUGAAGAAGUAUGACUUGGUCCUAAUAAUAACAAUAACAAUAACAACAGUUCCACUCACUGACUACAUACAGUUUCCCAGACACUGUGCUAAACACGUCACGGGUGUUAUCGCAUUCAAUCCUCACAACAACCCAGGGAGGUAGGUCCUGUCACUUCUCCGUUUCACAGAUGAGGAAUAAGCCAAGACUCAGAGAGACUAAGAGGCUUGCCUAAAAACCACACAGCUUGUAAGUCAUGAAACCGGAACCAAACCAAGUCUGCGUUGAUGCUGUUAACCUGCCCUUGUCCCCUUCCUCCUACUGGCCUGGCCCGAUGGGCGGGGCUGUCCCCCAUGACUUCCUCUGGGGAAAGGGGGGAAACAAGACUUCAGUGAGACCCAAGUGGUCUCUCCUGUGCUCUGUGACCGUAAUAAAGUGCUGGACCUUGACUUGUGUCCUGUUU